Messenger RNA from Neurospora tetraspora, 1914 nucleotides. Its product is annotated as polyadenylation factor subunit 2. The transcript is spliced from 2 exons. Gene Ontology annotation, molecular function: protein binding. Bases 1 to 1914 code for a protein of 637 amino acids. Lineage: Eukaryota; Fungi; Ascomycota; Sordariomycetes; Sordariales; Sordariaceae. Gene Ontology annotation, cellular component: mRNA cleavage and polyadenylation specificity factor complex. The record is from RefSeq and is a predicted model, not a curated record.
AUGAAGAAACUGACCCCAGACUCAGGCCCCGUCACCGACUAUGGUGCUUCAGUAGUUCACUACAUGCGCCACAGGCAACCAAGAUACCGGGGAUCAUAUGCUGGUGAAGUUGAAAGGCCCAGCCCGAGUUAUAUCGUUGAUAUGCUGCCACCAUACGCCCGAGUCACCAGCCCAGCAGACUCCGUACCAUCGCGGCAUCUUCACUCUUCCCUGAACAAAAUCAAGCACCCUAUUAAUGUUGUACGAUGGACCCCAGAAGGACGAAGGUUGUUGACUGCCAGUAGCAGUGGAGAGUUUACGCUCUGGAACGGCACAGGAUUCAAUUUCGAAACGAUCAUGCAGGCCCACGAUUCUGCCAUUCGUGCUCUAGUAUAUUCACACAGUGACGACUGGCUCGUUUCUGCGGAUCACGACGGUAUCAUCAAGUAUUGGCAGCCAAACUUCAACAAUGUCGAGAGCAUCAGGGGCCAUACAGACCCCAUCCGUGACCUUGCCUUCAGCCCCAACGACACCAAAUUCGUCACGGCUUCAGAUGAUCAGACACUCAAAGUUUUCGAUUUUGCUGGCGGCUCAACGGAUAUGACCUUGACUGGGCAUGGUUGGGACGCCAAGAGUUGCGACUGGCAUCCCAGCAGAGGCCUGAUCGUCUCUGGUUCGAAAGAUCAUUUGGUCAAGCUGUGGGAUCCCAGGACAGGUAGAUGCCUGACCACGCUUCAUGGGCACAAGAACACCAUCACCAAAACCCUCUUCGAGAGAGUGCAAGGAAACUGUCUGGCAACAUCAGCCAGAGAUCAGACAGCUCGCGUGUUCGACCUUCGAAUGAUGCGAGACAUCGCCCUCCUCAGGGGCCACGAAAAGGACAUUUCGACAUUGACGUGGCACCCAGUCCACUCCAAUCUCCUAAGCACCGGCGGCUCAGACGGCUCGCUAUUCCACUACCUACUGGACGAGCCGAACACUGCACCCGACGGCUCGGUCAUGCCGAUUCCGGCAGUUUACGACAGCGCCGACCCUUCCUCCGCACCUGCCCAACCCAUCUACCCAGCCCACAAGAUCCCCUACGCCCACGACUUCGCCAUCUGGUCGCUCGACUGGCACCCGCUCGGCCACAUCCUCGCCUCGGGAUCCAACGAUCGCAUCACCCGUUUCUGGUCCCGCGCAAGACCGGGCGAAGCACCCGAGUCCUUCAACGACCGCUAUCACAUCGGCGAAGCAGCAGCCGAAGCCCAAGGCACCUGGGACCGCCGCGGCGGCCGUCACAUGCGGCAAGUCGAAGAGGAGCAGGAGCUGGAGGACGAGAUGGACGGCCUGGUGGACCAGAAGAUGCCCAUCAAGGGGCAGCCCGGCGCCGGCGGCGGAAUGAUGCCCGGCCUUUCCUUCCCCAGCAUCCCCGGCCUUCCUCUCCAGCAGGUUCCUGGCUCUGGCCCUGGCGGCGGCGGCCUUAUCCCGCCACCACCCGUCAUCCCCGGCGUCGGCGGUGCCGGCGGCGUGCCGCCUCCUCUCCCCUUCCCUAUCCCCGGCAUGCCCGGUCUACCCGCUGGUGUCGUCCCGCCGCCCCUUCCCGGCAUGGACCUGAAGAACCCGCCCGACUUCAGCGCGAUCGCGGAGAUGAUGAAGAAGGCCGGUAUCCAACCGCCGCCGCCGCCGGGUGCUGGCGGUGGACCGAUGCCCCCUCCCGGCAUCCUGCCUCCUGGCCUCAUUCCGCCCCCAGGCGCGGCGGGCUUCCCUAUGCCCCCUCCUGGGUUCGCGCCUCCGCCGCCGAUUCCUGGUGCUGUGAUCCCGGGAGGAGUGACUCACCCUGAUGGUGGAAACGACCAGUAUGACUCGUCGGGCAGGAGACGUGCGCCGCUGCCUAGUCAGGAAGAGAGUCUGAGGAUGGAGCAGAGCAAGGGCAAUUAUACGCGCAUAAGAUAA